This is a messenger RNA of Acaulospora colombiana, 1346 nucleotides long. NCBI's taxonomy places the organism in Eukaryota, Fungi, Glomeromycota, Glomeromycetes, Diversisporales, Acaulosporaceae. The record is from the annotation of a GenBank genome assembly.
GUCCAAAGACCAAUAAUGUUGAAAUGAUAACAAAGUUGCGCGAGGCGGGCAUGAAUAUUGUUCGCAUGAACUUUUCGCAUGGCUCCUACGACUACCAUAAGUCCGUUAUCGAUAACACGCGUGAAAAUGCAAGAUUGUACCCCGGUCGACCGGUCGCGAUUGCUUUGGAUACGAAAGGACCCGAGAUCCGGACAGGUCAAAUGCGUGAUAAUGUCGAGCUCCCCAUCACAGCUGGACACGAGAUGACCUUUAGCACAGAUGAAAAAUAUGCGGACAUUUGUGAUCUGGAAGUGAUGUAUAUCGAUUACAAGAACCUCACAAAAGUAAUUGAAGUCGGCAAGAAUAUAUUUGUUGAUGAUGGUAUUCUGUCAUUUGAGGUGUUGGAAGUGCAUGAUGACCACCUCAAAGUUCGCGCAUUGAAUAACGGAAAACUUUGCAGCAAAAAGGGGGUCAAUCUACCACAGACUGACGUGGAUUUACCUGCAGUCUCUGAGAAGGACAAACAAGAUUUGUUAUUUGGAGUGGAAAAUGAUGUUGACAUGAUAUUUGCUUCUUUCAUUCGCACUGGUCAAGAUAUCCGAGACAUCCGAAGUAUUUUGGGCAAAAAAGGAGAGAAUAUUAAAAUUAUUGCCAAAAUCGAAAAUCAACAAGGUGUCAAUAAUUUUGACGAUAUUCUGAAGGAAACUGACGGAGUCAUGGUUGCACGUGGCGAUCUCGGCAUCGAAAUCCCACCAUCUCAUGUAUUUGUUGCGCAAAAAAAGAUUAUUGCAAAGUGCAAUCUUGCUGGGAAACCUGUAGUGUGCGCCACGCAAAUGCUGGAGUCUAUGACAGUGAGUGAUGGCAUUCCUAUCAAUGAGGUCAGUGAUGUUGCAAAUGCGGUGUUGGAUGGCGCGGAUUGCGUUAUGUUGUCCGGUGAAACCGCUAAAGGAUCAUAUCCCAUUGAAUCUGUUAAAAUGAUGCACGAAACUUGUAUAAUGGCCGAAUCUGUCAUUUGUUAUCCUCCCCUCUUCAAUGAACUUCGUGCGCUCACUCCUUUACCAAUGGAAACCACGGAAUCCGUGGCCUGUUCCGCUGUAUCGGCCGCACACGAGAUUCACGCAGCAUGCAUCCUUGUGUUGUCAACUUCAGGCAACACCGCCCGUUUGAUCUCCAAAUACAGGCCGCGUUGUCCUAUUAUAACCGUUACGAGGUUUGCUCAAACCGCAAGACAAAUUCAUCUCUACCGAGGAUGUUACCCCUUUGUUUAUGAACUCUCAAAGACCUCUAAUGAAGAUGAUGACCAAUGGCAAUACGAUGUGGAGGAAAGAAUUAGAUGGGGAAUAAAGCGUGCCGUCGAGCACAAGUGA